Molecule: messenger RNA, 543 nt
Organism: Abrus precatorius (Indian licorice)
Lineage: Eukaryota; Viridiplantae; Streptophyta; Magnoliopsida; Fabales; Fabaceae
Product: dirigent protein 23-like
Exons: 1
Coding region: 1-543 (180 amino acids)
Source: RefSeq, a predicted model, not a curated record
AUGGCACCAUCAAUUUCAGCACCAACGAAAUUCCUUUCCUUCUCAUUUCUUUUGAUAUCAAUAAUAGUUUAUCAAACAAAUGGUCAAUUGCCAAUUCAAACAACCAUGGUGUUAUAUCUGCAAGACAUAGCAAGAGGACCUAAUGCAACAGUUGCUCCAGUGAUUGGUCUGAGUGGAAGGGAUUGGUCAUACAACUCAUUUGGAACCAUAUUUGUAGUUGAUGACCCUGUAAUGAUGAGUGCAAACCCAUCUUCUCCUGUAGUGGGUAGAGCCCAAGGUAUGCUUGUAGUGUCAGCUCAAGAUGGUGCUAAUGUGAAUGUGGUGCUCUCAAUUGUGUUCAAUAACAUGCAAUACAGUGACAGCACAUUGGAACUACAAGGCAUUAGUCGCCAACGUCAAGAUUAUAAGGAGGUGUCUGUGGUGUCUGGGACUGGCAGGUUUCGCUUUGCAAGGGGCUUUGCUGCAUUGCAGACUGCGUAUUAUGAUCCUCAAACUACUCACUCUGUUGUUCGCUUGACUAUAAAUUUGGCACAAACAAGAUAA